This is a messenger RNA of Humulus lupulus (European hop), 1902 nucleotides long. RefSeq lists its product as uncharacterized. The record is from RefSeq and is a predicted model, not a curated record. The transcript has 2 exons. Bases 1 to 1902 code for a protein of 633 amino acids. NCBI's taxonomy places the organism in Eukaryota, Viridiplantae, Streptophyta, Magnoliopsida, Rosales, Cannabaceae.
AUGGCAGAUGCUCAAAGGUGGAAAUCUUUAGGAUUGGCUGAUGAGCUUCGGUCUAUUGGUUCUCAUUAUACUUGGACCAAUAACCAAGCUGAUGGGGCUAGAAUUUUCUCUAAAUUGGACCUUAUUUUUAAGAAUGAAGAGUGGAUGGAUCUCUUUCCUGAUUCGAUAGCUGUUAUAAAUUGGGACAUAUUUUCAUAUCACUGUUUCUGUAUUGUUAAGGCAAUGACCGAGGUGAACACUGGUUUUAAGCCUUUUCGAUUCUUCAACAUGUGGAUUGAACAUGAAGGGUUCAAAACUGUUGUUAUGCAAAGUUGGAACAAAUCCGUAUCAACUCAUGGGUUAGACAGAAUUAUAAUGAAACUGAAGAGGCUAACUCAUGUUCUUAGAAAGUUUAAUAAGUGGGAGAUUGGUGAUGUUGAACACAAGUAUCAGGUUGCCAAAGAGAAUUACAAUCAUGCUCAAUACCAGUUUCAGCAAGAUCCUCAUUCAGCUGAGUUUCAAACUGAGGAACAGAAAUCUUUUGUAAAUUUAGUUCAGCAAACCAAGUUCUAUGACAGUUAUCUUAGGCAAAGAAGCAAAGUCAACUGGCUCAGAUUUGGAGAUGAUAAUACAACAUACUUUCAUGCUUGUUUGAAACAGAGAAAGGAGUCAAAUCGAAUAACCUCUUUUGUUACUGAUGCUGGUCAGAUUAUUGAGAAGUAUGAGGAUGUAGUGGCUCAUUUUUUACAUCAUUUUCGGAGUAUUUUGGGUAGUCAAAGUAAGGCUUCGGGUCCUAUUCAAAAGGAGUGUUUUAUGCAUGGUAACAUCUUAUCUUUAGAGCAACAGCUGGUAUUAAUAAAGUCGUUUUCUAAGAAGGAUGUUAAAAAUGCUAUGUUUAGUAUUAGUUCAAUUAAGAGACUGGGUCCUGAUGGUUAUGGUUCAGGCUUUUUCAAAGCAAUGUGGAAUGAUCUUGGUGAUGAUAUUUCAGAUGCAAUUCUAGGGUUCUUUCAGCAGGGUUCGCUGCCUAAAGGCCUCAAUAAUGCUAUGCUGUCAUUGAUUCCAGAAGACAUUCUUAAAGGUUACAAGAGGAGGCAUAUCUCUCCUAGAUGUGUGAUGAAAGUUGAUCUAAGUAAGGCUUAUGAUUCAAUUGAUUGGCAAUGUUUGGAGGAUAUCCUUGCAGCGUUCUGUUUCCUGGGACAAUUUAUUAAUUGGGUUAUGGUUUGUUUAAAGGACUCUUCUUAUUCAAUCUUGAUGAAUGGUAGAGUGCAAUGUAGUUUUAUUGGAAGGAAGGGGCUUAGACAAGGGGACCCGAUGUCUCCUUUGCUGUUUGUUCUUGUUAUGGAGUAUUUUACUAGACUUCUCAUUCAAGCUACUCAGAAUAAGGAGUUCAGAUUUCACCCUAGAUGUAAGAAGCUGAAAUUGGUGAGCCUUUGUUUUGCUGAUGACUUGGUGCUAUUUUGUAAGGGAGAUGAUGCUUCAGUUCAGGUUAUUCAAGACUGUUUCAAAUCAUUUAGUCGUGCUUCUGGUUUAACAGCCAAUUUAGAUAAGUCUCGAGUUUAUUUUGGGGGUUUGACUGAGAAAGAGACCAAGGAAAUUCUGAAGGGUCUUCACUAUACUGAAGGUACUUUCCCUUUAAAAUACCUUGGAGUUCCUCUUAGGCCUACAAAGUGGAAAGCAAGGGACUGUGCUACUAUAAUAAAGAAGAUUCACUUGAAAUUGCAUCAUUGGUCUAGUAGGCAUUUAUCUUUUGCUGGGAAAGCUCAACUUAUCCACUCUGUUUUAUUGGGGAUUAGAGCUUUUUGGAUGAGUAUUUUCCUUCUCCCAAAGAGUGUUCUUACUGAGAUUGAUCAUAUUUGCAGAAAGUUUCUUUGGGGGACCAGCAGUAGAAAUGAAAAUAGGAGUAAGAUUCACCUCACGGCUUAG